Messenger RNA from Eptesicus fuscus (big brown bat), 828 nucleotides. It is a transcript of the gene CACNG7, whose product is annotated as calcium voltage-gated channel auxiliary subunit gamma 7. Gene Ontology annotation, biological process: neurotransmitter receptor transport, postsynaptic endosome to lysosome; regulation of AMPA receptor activity; postsynaptic neurotransmitter receptor diffusion trapping. Gene Ontology annotation, cellular component: AMPA glutamate receptor complex; postsynaptic density membrane. Bases 1 to 828 code for a protein of 275 amino acids. Gene Ontology annotation, molecular function: channel regulator activity; voltage-gated calcium channel activity. NCBI's taxonomy places the organism in Eukaryota, Metazoa, Chordata, Mammalia, Chiroptera, Vespertilionidae. The transcript has 5 exons. The record is from RefSeq and is a predicted model, not a curated record.
AUGAGUCACUGCAGCAGCCGCGCCCUGACCCUGCUGAGCAGCGUGUUCGGCGCGUGCGGCCUGCUGCUCGUGGGCAUCGCGGUCAGCACCGACUACUGGCUCUACAUGGAGGAGGGCACGGUGCUGCCGCAGAACCAGACCACGGAGGUCAAGAUGGCCCUGCACGCCGGCCUCUGGCGCGUCUGCUUCUUCGCAGGUCGGGAGAAGGGUCGCUGCGUGGCCUCGGAAUAUUUUCUUGAGCCGGAGAUCAACUUGGUGACGGAAAACACGGAGAAUAUUCUGAAGACCGUGCGCACAGCCACCCCCUUCCCCAUGGUCAGCCUCUUCCUCGUGUUCACCGCCUUCGUCAUCAGCAACAUCGGCCACAUCCGCCCACAGAGGACCAUUCUGGCCUUCGUUUCUGGAAUCUUCUUCAUCCUGUCGGGCCUCUCCUUGGUGGUGGGCUUGGUCCUGUACAUCUCCAGCAUCAACGACGAGGUCAUGAACAGGCCCAGCAGCUCGGAGCAGUACUUCCACUACCGCUACGGCUGGUCUUUCGCCUUCGCCGCUUCCUCCUUCCUCCUCAAAGAGGGGGCCGGCGUGAUGUCCGUGUACUUGUUCACCAAGCGCUACGCGGAGGAGGAGAUGUACCGCCCGCACCCCGCCUUCUACCGCCCGCGCCUCAGCGACUGCUCCGACUACUCGGGCCAGUUCCUGCAGCCCGAGUCGUGGCGCCGCGGCCGCAGCCCCUCCGACAUCUCCAGCGACGUGUCCAUCCAGAUGACGCAGAACUACCCUCCCGCCAUCAAGUACCCGGACCACCUGCACAUCUCCACCUCGCCCUGCUGA